Messenger RNA from Vicia villosa (hairy vetch), 1235 nucleotides. Its product is annotated as universal stress protein PHOS32-like. Bases 97 to 939 code for a protein of 280 amino acids. NCBI's taxonomy places the organism in Eukaryota, Viridiplantae, Streptophyta, Magnoliopsida, Fabales, Fabaceae. The record is from RefSeq and is a predicted model, not a curated record. The transcript has 3 exons.
AAAUAACAGUCCAGAGCCCCAACCAACACUAAACCAACCCACUCAAUCAUUUCUCAACACAACACAAUAAUUUUAGGCGGGAAUUACAAAUUCAGAAUGCAACAUCCCAAUUCUCCCUCCACACCGCCGUCAACCGCCACCGCUCCCCGCAAAAUCGGCAUAGCAGUCAACCUCUCCGACGAGGGCGCAUAUACCAUCAUAUGGGCAGUCAAACACUACCUACGACAAGGCGACACCGUGGUCCUCCUCCACGUCUGCACCACUACCCACGACCACACCACCACCACCGCCAACAACCACCACAUCGACGAGAUGAAGAAAAUCAAAAACUAUUUUCACAUGUAUACAAUUUCUAGAGUGAACGAUUUCGCGGAGCCUUUACGCCAGGCGCAGAUUCCUUACAACGUCCACAUUGUGAUGGAUCGCGAGAUUAAGGAGCGUCUCUGCUCUGAGAUCUGUGGUAUCAAUCUCAGCGCACUCAUCAUCGGAAGCCGCGGAAGUGUCGGUGACUACUGCGAGCUCUAUUGCGUCUGUCCGGUUGUAGUGGCUCGGUAUUCCGAUGGAAAGGAUGUGGAAGAAGAUGUAGUCUCCACUGCUAACUCUGUAGUUGGAAACUUUUCUGUAAACUCCGUGGCUGAAGAUUCGACUGCCAAUUCUGUGGCUGAAAUGUUCACAGGAGAUUUUGUGAUGGCGCCGCCGAAGGCAACCUAUGUGGAAGAAAUUGAUGAGAUUAUGCGUCUAAAGAACGAAGGUCUACUUAGCAGAGGCGACCUCAAUGAACUCAUGGAUAGAGCCUACGAUCAAAUCCUAGAAGAAGAGCUUAUGGGCGACAGUGAUGAAGAACUCCUGAUGAGUUUACUUGAGAAUGAGAGGCGACAACAAUCCCAUACCUCCACUAGGCGCAAACGUGCAAAGCGUGCCAAGCAUAGACAUACUUAAAAAGAAUGUAUCUGACUUUAAAGGAUUUGCAACAUGGUUGUUGAGUGGGUUCUUUUCUUUUCCUGUUAUGUAUCUAAAGCAUUUCUUGCAUAUGAAGUAUGGAAAGUUUAAGCAUGCAUUUGCAUGGCUUGAUGUGGACUCUGGAGGAUGUUGAAAUAUUGUUUAUUUUUCUUUUGUAAUGUUGUAUGUAUUGAACCAUACUCCUUUAUGUAGUUUAGCCUUAGGGGUUAUUCUCUCUACUGCGUCUGCAUGUGGGAGAUCACAUUAUCACAAUGAGCAUUCUAGUAUUUAACUUA